This is a messenger RNA of Sorex fumeus (smoky shrew), 2070 nucleotides long. RefSeq names its product nuclear receptor subfamily 1 group H member 2 (gene NR1H2). The transcript is spliced from 10 exons. Bases 272 to 1642 code for a protein of 456 amino acids. The record is from RefSeq and is a predicted model, not a curated record. Lineage: Eukaryota; Metazoa; Chordata; Mammalia; Eulipotyphla; Soricidae. Gene Ontology annotation, biological process: positive regulation of transcription by RNA polymerase II; lipid metabolic process; negative regulation of transcription by RNA polymerase II. Gene Ontology annotation, molecular function: zinc ion binding; nuclear receptor activity; RNA polymerase II cis-regulatory region sequence-specific DNA binding.
UGUGCGGUGGGGUUGCCGGAAGAAGUGGCGAAGUUACUUUUGAGGGGACUCGAGCCGCGGUGGCGUGCCAGGGCUUACAGAAGCGGAGGAAAAGAAGCAGAGCGAGGGGACCGAGGCAGCUCGCGCCGCCCCCGGCUGUUUCCAGGGCAACGGGAUUUGGAGACCCCGAAGAGGCUGCGCCCGGGACCCUCGCACGCAGCCAUGAGCCCCGCCCCCCAGUGGUGUUCGGAGAGGGGCGGGACCUGGAGCGAGGCUGCCCCGUGACCCCACCAUGUCCACCCCCACCACAGAUUCCCCGGAAACUCCCUUGCCUGGAAAUGAUCCCCCUCAGCCCAGCACCCCCUCUUCACCUGUGGUAAAGGAGGAGGGGCCUGAACCGUGGCCUGGGGGACCGGACCCUGAUGUCCCCAGCACAGAUGGAGCCGGCUCAGCCUGCAGCGUGGUCACCCCAGAUCCCACGGAGGAGCCAGAACGCAAGCGGAAGAAGGGCCCGGCCCCAAAGAUGCUGGGCCACGAGCUGUGUCGUGUGUGCGGGGACAAGGCUUCGGGCUUCCACUACAACGUGCUCAGCUGUGAGGGCUGCAAGGGCUUCUUCCGGCGCAGUGUGGUCCGCGGCGGGGCAGGGCGCUACGCCUGCCGGGGUGGGGGCACCUGCCAGAUGGACGCCUUCAUGCGCCGCAAGUGCCAGCAGUGCCGGCUGCGCAAGUGCAAGGAGGCCGGGAUGAGGGAGCAGUGUGUCCUCUCCGAAGAACAGAUCCGCAAGAAGAAGAUCCGAAAGCAGCAGCAGCAGCAGCAGCAGACACAGUCUCCUGGGGGUCCGGGGAGCAGCAGCGGCUCAGCCUCCGCGCCCGGGGCCUCCCCAGGAGGGUCCGAGGGCAGUGCUCAGGGCUCCGGGGAAGGCGAAGGCGUCCAGUUAACAGCUGCCCAGGAACUGAUGAUCCAGCAGCUGGUAGCCGCUCAGUUGCAGUGUAACAAACGCUCCUUUUCUGACCAGCCCAAAGUCACGCCCUGGCCCCUGGGCGCAGACCCCCAGUCCCGUGACGCCCGCCAGCAGCGUUUUGCCCACUUCACGGAGCUGGCCAUCAUCUCGGUCCAGGAGAUUGUGGACUUUGCCAAGCAGGUGCCUGGUUUUCUGCAGCUGGGCCGCGAGGACCAGAUUGCUCUCCUGAAGGCAUCCACAAUUGAGAUCAUGCUGUUGGAGACGGCCCGCCGCUACAACCACGAGACGGAGUGUAUCACCUUCCUGAAGGACUUCACCUACAGCAAGGACGACUUCCACCGCGCAGGUCUGCAGGUGGAGUUCAUCAACCCGAUCUUCGAGUUCUCACGGGCUAUGCGGCGGCUGGGUCUGGAUGACGCCGAGUACGCGCUGCUCAUCGCCAUCAACAUCUUCUCAGCCGACCGGCCCAACGUGCAGGAGCCCGGGCGCGUGGAGGAGCUGCAGCAGCCCUACGUGGAGGCGCUGCUGUCCUACACGCGCAUCAAGAGGCCGCAGGACCAACUGCGCUUCCCGCGCAUGCUGAUGAAGCUGGUGAGUCUGCGUACGCUGAGCUCCGUGCACUCCGAGCAGGUCUUCGCCCUGAGGCUCCAGGACAAAAAGCUGCCGCCUCUGCUCUCCGAGAUCUGGGAUGUACACGAGUGAGGGCCGGGCCCCGCCCCACAGCCCUGCACUUCCCACGGUGGACACUGCUGCCCUUUCCUAAGGGGCCGCCGGCCUGGGCUCCCACCGAGAUUCGCCUUGGAGCACAAGCUCUGACCCGUCCCGUGGCCAUUGUAUGAGCCCCAGUUGGGGUCCAGGAGGCCCCCUCUUGCCCACCAAGUCUUCCUGGAGGGGGUGGAUGAGUCAGAGGUCAUGACCUCUGACCUCCUAGCACUCCAGCUGCCCUCCCCACCCAGCUUACACCUCAAACCUCCGCGCAUUGCACCUUGAGCAGAGGGAGGGGCGGGCCCCUGGCUCUCCCUGCAGCCCGAGAGACCACAGGCCCCCCUCCCCUUCUGCUCCUUUUAUUUAAAAAAAAAAAAACUUAAAUUUUAAAAAAUCAGGAAAAUAAAAUAAGCAUAGCAACCGGA